CGAUAGAUGAUUUUCUUGUCAAGCUCUUUUCUAGAAUUUUGUGUGCCAUAACUUACAACCGAUUCGUGAGUCAAAAAGCAUAAAAAAGUCAGACAAAUGACAUAAUAAUGUCACUAGAUCAUAGUCCACAAUGCUCGGCGUGCAAAAUAUCAAAUUCUUUGAUGUGGAGGAGGGGAACUAACGGAGAAGUUCUUUGUAACAGUUGCCACUUGAAGCGUGUUAACUCGAGUAUUCGGACUCAAAGGCAAAGCUCGAAGGAAAGUAAGAAGCUUAUUGCAAGAAUAAAGGCAGGGACAAGAAAGGGUUGGAAUGGAAAGUCGGGUGAAAGAUCCAGAGGUCGUCGAACGCUGCAAAAGAUAAAGAGAAAGCCAUAUAAGUCACCAGAGGGGUUUGCAACUGUAAUAGCAGCAGACAGGAUUUACUUCAAGGGUAUUCUUUAUCAAGCUGGUGACGUGGUGUCCAUCGAAGACAUAGAGGGUGAUUUAUACUAUGCACAGUUGAGGGGGUUCCUACAGGAUCAAUAUGCACAGAAAACUGCUGUCAUUACAUGGCUCAUUCCCAUGGUUCCCAAACCAUCACACUUUGAUCCGGCUCUAUUUUUACCAGGGCCAGAGGAAGACACUCCUAGGCCCAUGGAAUGUAUGGAGUUUGUCUGCAGAGCACCAACAGAACUUUUUAAAGCAAGAAGAGAGCACCCACCAUUUGUGGUUCCACGGCAACCUGACCUUAAUGACUUAGCAACAGCAGCAGAACAGCUUCUUCAAAAUGAACAAUCCUCGACAACUUCAAUUUAGCACUCCAUUUUUUUAACAGUCAUUUUCCUUGUUUGAUCUCUAAACCUCCCAUGGUGAUGUCAAGCCCAUCUUUACCACUUGCAGUGAUGGAAGCAUGCAGAACAUGUGACUUGUACAUUGUACUGAACGACUAGUGUAUGGCGAAAUGUGAUAUGUUAUUCAAAAGAAGUGCUUUUAUUCAAGAGACUCUUGUAACUCGUUCAACAAUGCCUUGAGAGAAACAUGUACAUUCAAACAAGAGCUGGAAUAAAAUAAAUAAUAAUAACAAG
Messenger RNA from Orbicella faveolata, 1063 nucleotides. RefSeq names its product GATA zinc finger domain-containing protein 1-like. The record is from RefSeq and is a predicted model, not a curated record. Gene Ontology annotation, molecular function: sequence-specific DNA binding; zinc ion binding. NCBI's taxonomy places the organism in Eukaryota, Metazoa, Cnidaria, Anthozoa, Scleractinia, Merulinidae. Gene Ontology annotation, biological process: chromatin organization; regulation of DNA-templated transcription.